GACUUUGAGCUCAAACUGAGUCUUUGCGGCGGAAUUGUGGUGAACGUGUCCAUCGCCAACAUAUCCGACGCCUACACACGUCUGUUGCAGUCAUUGGCGCAAAACGCCGACACCGAUGGCGAUGACAAUGAGAGCACACCGACAGACAUGGAAGUGCUUAAACCCAACGCUAUGUUCAAAAUCGGACAAUACUUUGCGGUCAAAGUGUUGCAGAAGUCGAAGCAAACGAUGGGCUUCAGGAGUGUAGAGAUCAAGGCGUCGCUGAACCCACGGGACGUUUACGGACACCUGAACCCGCAGUCGUUGCUGAAAGUGCCCAAAAUGCCGGUCGUGGCCGCCGUUGAUAGUGUCGAAGAUCACGGCUAUGUCAUGGAUAUCGGCUUCGACGGUAUCAAAGCGUUUCUGCCCAGAGAUAAGGCACAGACAGCCAUACAGGAGUGGAAAGGCCGCAAAAGCCUAUCUGUGGGACAGUUGGUGUUGUGCGCCAUCGACGGCGCGGUCAACGAUCGGAGCGUGAAGUUGACGACAAACGCCAAAACGUUAUCGAAAUUCAAGUUGACUUCGGAUAGCGAUGUGUCGGCGCCGGUGUUGAUGCCCGGCGUCACCGUUUCGGCCACUGUUUUGAACGUCUCCGACAGGGGUCUGGAAGUGAGUGUUUGCGAUGACUUCAAGGGCUUCGUUACGCGCAGUCAUCUGCGAAACGAUUGGGAGUUCCCGAAGAAUAUGUAUAAAAUCGGCGACAGAGUCGAGGGAACGGUACUCUACAGACAUCCCGUCACCAAACAAUUUGCUCUGUCAUUGAAGCCCCGACUCGAGCCCAAAGUUAUUAAGAGUUUUACGCAAACCAUUAAAGUCGGCGCUCUUCACGAGAAAGCGGUGGUUAUGGGUCGCGACGAUAUGGGGAACGUUGUGUUCAAACUGGCCAAUGGUGUCAAAGCUAUCGCCCAUAAGAAGGAUCUGUUCGACAAAGUGUCCGAAGACACGGAUUUAGACAACAAGUAUAGCGUCGGAUCGGAGCACAGAUGUCGCGUCAAGUCCGUAAACCUAAUGGAUCUGUUGGUGACCAUCACGUUGAAGAAGUCGGCCCUCGACUCCCCCUCCCUGUCCAUCGACGACCUGAAGAUCGGUUCCAUAGUCGCGGGAAAAGUGAAGAAACUGAUCAAAGAUGGAGCGGUCGUACAGUUGGGGUUCGGGUUAAGGGGUUUUGUGCCGAACCGGCAUUUGGCAGAAACGGCACAAUUGAAGAAUCGCGAGCAGCUUUUCCCGAUGGGCCGGGAUGUAAAGUGUCGUGUGGUUCGACUCGACAAGAGCUGUACGCCCUGUAAGAUAAACCUCACGUGCAAGAAGUCGUUGCUGUCGAAGAAGUUACACCUCUUGUCGUCAUACGAAGAAGCGGUUCCCGACUUCCAGACCGACGGAGUGGUAGCGCUGAUCGUCAAAAAAGGAAUUUUAGUUGAAUUCUUCAACGAUGUCAAGGGAUUCAUACCAUUGAAGUUCCUGAGUUCGUAUAGGAUUGAGGAUCCGUUCAAAGUCUUCAAAGUGGGACAAAUGGUGAAGUGUUCGGUUGUGGCCACGGAUGUCGAUAAGGAGAGGAUUACCUGUGCGUUGGCCGGCGUUAAGGAUAGUAAGAAGAGUAAGAACUCGAUGGCAGCCGUCGGACAGUUGUUGACACAAAUGAAAGUCACAAAUAAGACUAAGAAUGGGUUUGACUUAACGGACGCGUCGCGAGAACUGACGGCUUUCCUCCCAUUCGGACACUUAGCCGACGAUAACGACGUGUCGGUGCUAUUGAGCGAAGCGCUGGCUGUCGACGACAUCAUCGAUGAAGUGGUUGUCUUCGCACUCAAACCGGAUCUCAUAAUCGUUAGCAGAAAAGCGGCGUUUAUUAGUUGCGCCAAAAACCAGACAUUCAUCUCAUCUGUGGAUCAAUUGGAGCCCAACCUCAUCGUCCCCGUCAUUAUUAAUGGUUUUGCCGCUUACGGAAUAUUUGUGGAAAUGGCGGCAAAUAUCAAAGGAUUGGUUCCGAAGCGCUAUUUAAUCGACGGUCCAAUGGAUGAGCCGAAGAAUUUGGGUUUUUCUUUACACCAAACAGUUUUCGCCCGUUUUGUUGACUUUGAGGAGCAAACAGCCGCCGAUUCAGACAAAAAAGAGCGCAAAAAGUUGUCGUUUUCUCUGAAGUUGUCUCACGUCUGGAACAAUGAGGACAAUCCCUUUGACGAUCGCGUCCAGUGGUUCGCCAAUUAUAACGUCGACAAGACUCUGGCGGUCGAUCUGAUCCGGAAGAAUGUGUCGGAUUCGCGGCAAAAGGUGUCAAAUUUCAGAAUCGGUGAAGUCGUGUCGUAUCGGAUCCGCCAAUCGGACGAUUCCGAAGAAGUGGUGUGCGAUGUGAGACAUAGCAACGAAAAGAAGGGACAGUCUGUGCGGGGACUGGUAGUCAAGACGGAGAUCAAUGUCGUGGCCGCGGAGAUAGCCUACAAAGUGGGCGCCUCUGGGUUUGCAGUGGUUGUGGACAUUGAUUUCGAUGAACAGAGGGUUGUGGUAGUGAUUGACCCGAAGAUUGUGAAACAGAUCAAGAAUGCGACGAAAAUCAAAGCCAUAUCGUGUGUCAAAUGCGAGCAAAUCAUCAAAAGUACGCCCAUUUAUAUCUGCAAUCAGUACGUACUGGUAGUGCUCAGUGGUCACGCCCCGGGUCUUUUGGCGUACGUACCGGCAAAACGACAUCCCAAUGACAUCAGCGGUAUCUCUCACUUGUUCUCAUUGACGGACACGUAUCAUGUGAUCAUUAAAUCCGUGUCUAAUGAUGGAGUGAUUGCUGUCUUAAAACCGCACGAAAAUCAACACAUUAUGAAAGCACCGAAAAGCGUGAAAGGCUUGAAGAUUAUCGCACCGCAAAGUGUGGACACAAGCGAUGAUAAUAAACCUGAGAAUGGAAUCCAUGUGCCAUCGGAUGACAAUAAAAAAGAAAAAGUGACUGAAAUUAAGUCCAAACAAGAGAUUAAUCGUAAGCGAAGACUGAACUCGGAGUCCGAGACGGAGUCGACGACAAAAGCGGUGCCAAAAGCCGUCGAAAAGGACUCGAAGUCGAAACGCUUCCAAAAAGAUGUGCUGAAAGUGAGCCAACCGUUCGUGUGGGCCGUCGACGACGCGACACCCGAUUUGAAUCGCUUGAGUAGCGCCUUGACGGCCGGCGCUCUCACCGGAGAUGCCGACCAUUCGUCGUCCGACAGCGACGGAAGCGUUUCGUCCGAAGACGAGACGACGAGUGGUGCGAAGCCCCGGAAGACUCGUCGCGAACGCAACGAAGAGGUCAGACAUCGCGAGGAACUGCUGCGCAAGAAGGAGGAGCAGCUCAUGGAUACGGACCGGACGCCCGAAACCGCCGACGACUUUGAGCGCUCGGCGUUGGCCUCACCGAACAGUUCGCUCGUAUGGCUGAAGUACGUGGCCUACCAUCUGGAGGAGGCGCAGGUGGAUAAGGCCCGGGAGGUGGUCGAGCGGGCGCUUAAGACUAUAUCAUUUCGCGAGGAAAGGGAGCGCCUGAACGUGUGGUUGGCGUCACUCAAUUUGGAGCACCUGUACGGCACUCAACAGACGCUGGACGAGGUGUUCGCCAAAGCCGUGCAGUUCAACGAACCGGUCGUUAUCUACAGCCAUUUGGCCGACACGUACGCCAAGGCCGGCAAACUGGAAGAGUCGGAACUGCUGUACAAUCAGAUGCUGAAGAAGUUUAAGCACAAUAAGAACGUGUGGAUCGGUUUCGGCCACUUCUACAUGAGGUGCGCGCGCUUAGAGGCGGCCCGGAAGCUGAUGCAGAGGGCGCUCCAGUGUCUGGAAAAGCGCGAGCACCUGGAGGUGAUCGAGAAGUUCGCGCAAAUGGAGUUCCGGUCGGGCGAUGUCGAGUACGGAAAGACUCUGUUCGAGAACUGUUUGGCCAACUUUCCCAAGAAAGUCAACCUCUGGUUCGUGUACAUCGAUAUGAUGCUCAAGUAUGGCGUUAGAGAUGGCGGUAAUGACAGCGCUGUCAAGGAUAACGACGAAAUGGUGAGGAAUAUCUUCGAGCGAGUGAUCACUUAUAAGUUGGCGGCGAAGCAAAUGAAGUCUGUGUUCAAGAGGUAUAUAGAGUUUGAGACACAAAGAGAUAAUUUCGACCGAAUAGACCGAAUCAAACACAAAGCCAUGGAAUACGUGGAGGGGAGGACCAUCUCGUGA
Oppiella nova is the source of this 4209-nucleotide messenger RNA. The record is from the annotation of a GenBank genome assembly. NCBI's taxonomy places the organism in Eukaryota, Metazoa, Arthropoda, Arachnida, Sarcoptiformes, Oppiidae.